Molecule: messenger RNA, 3597 nt
Organism: Mycosarcoma maydis (corn smut)
Lineage: Eukaryota; Fungi; Basidiomycota; Ustilaginomycetes; Ustilaginales
Exons: 1
Coding region: 1-3597 (1198 amino acids)
Biological process (GO): protein deubiquitination
Molecular function (GO): cysteine-type deubiquitinase activity
Source: RefSeq, a predicted model, not a curated record
AUGCCCGCCGCGGUGGGGCCAGCCAAUGGCGCUACCGCCAGCACGUCCAAAUCUACCUUCCUAUCCGCUAAUCAUCCACUCAACCUUCGCAAGCAGGCGCAACCCAAGCUCGACUCGAGCUUCAGCGUAAAGACCUACAUCGGCGCCGCCAACGCUUUGCUCGACAAAGCAAGAGCAGCAGAUGCACAGGACCAGAUCGAGGUUGCCUUUGUCAACUACCUGAAAGCGGCCAACGUCGCCGCUUUCAUCGCAAAACACGAUGACUGGCCCAAGAUCGCCAAGACGCGCAGCUCCGUCUACCAAGCCUACAAUGAGCUCAUGAAGCAAGCUCCUGCCUUUAUCGAACGUACAAAGCGUCUAGAGUCGCAGCUCGCCAUCCGCGAAGAACGCAAUGCUCAAGCCAGUGCCGAGAUGGCAGCCGAACAGGCGCGCAAUGCACAACUUCAGCGUCAGUCUCAACCACCAGGUGACUCGGCUCUCCGCAGCCAGCCUCAAACCACUGCUAGUGCUCCUUCUGCCGCGCAUUCGGACGAAGACCAUUCCGACCACGGCACCGACGCUGAGCCCAUCGACGACCACCACGCUACAGGUAGACGCACUGGAAGCUCGUUAGCAGACCGUCUUCAGGCUCUUCGCAAUUCAACCACAAGCGACUCUGCAGCGCUACGCAGCCGUGGCCGAUCCGACAGCGCCGCCUCCCACUCGGGUCUGUCGACCACAGCUGCUUUCUCUACGCACCAACUCGACCAAGCAUUGCCUGACGCAUCUGCCGCCCAACCAACUUUUCCCGAUGUACCAACAGCAUCCGAAUUCAGCUCGGCCUAUCCUACCAUCGACCAGUUCGAGAGCAGUACCACACCACAAUCACCAGAAACCUCCAAUGGCAGCCAUGAGACGGGCUUCCCUGCGCCACCGACACAUGCCGUUGGCAAAGCCAAACGUCCACUGCCCGCGCCACCAACUGCCAGCUCUACCAAUGUAGCACGCGAGUUUGCCCUCGCACGCGACGUUCCAGAACCUUUCGAUCCCACACACCAAGCAGCAUCGUCCGUACAACCGCAUCAGCAGCAGCAUCAACAUCGUCAGAUUGAUGGUUUGCCAAACCAGGACCCUCACCGAUAUAGCCUGCAGCAACACAGCUCGCGUUACUCGAGCAGCACUGCAGUGCCCACACAACAGCAGCAACACCAGCAGCACACAUCGACUCCCGUGCACGAUUCAGCAUCAGCAACCGGCGCUUCCUUCAACGCCACACCGGAACCUCGUUCGCUCAUGGUCGGUCCCAAACCAGCCUUGCCCAUGAAGAAUCACAUCUCUGUCGAAGAGCUCUUCGGCUAUCUCAACCCAGGCUUCCAAGAGUUCACCGAUGCCGAAGGCAAACGCAAAAUCGGCAAAAAGAUGGGCCUCGACGUGCUGUUGCUGGAUGUACGCAGCCGCUCCGAGUACGAGGCUGGUCGGAUUUCGGGCGGCAAGACGGUCUGUAUUGAGCCCAUCACGCUCCGGGAGGGUAUGAGCUCGAAAGACAUCGAAGACAAGCUUGUGCUCUCGCCUCCAGAUGAACAGUCGGCUUUUACUUGGCGCAAUCGCUUCGAUCUGGUGGUGCUGUACGACCACAAUCUUCGAUCACUUCGUGGCAGCACCUCGGCUGAUAAGAUCCCGCAAGAUCCAACGGCACAGGCUAGAAUGGACAUCUUGAUUCGCGCCAUCUACGAGAAUGAGUUUACAAAGACAUUGUCGCAUCAACCGGUUCUGUUGGUUGGAGGAUUCGAGCGAUGGUCGCAGAAGUUGGGCGACAAGUUGGUGGUGCGAAGCAGCUCGACGAAUGGUGCAAACGCGCAUGUUUCCAGGACCAGCAUCUCCUUUGAGCCGGGGACACGCUUUCCGACAGCCGACGAUCCAAGCAUUCGUGGCGUAACUGCCGAGCAGGCACGCGAGCAGGAGCUGAAACGCGCUAGAAGGCAGCAGCAGGUGUUGGCCGACGGCGUCUCUUCGCCAUCGACGUCAGCGUCGGUGCCCGCGUCUCCAUCCGAAUCGUCGAGGACGAGUAUGCAGCCUGGAGGUAUCUAUCCGAGUCGAGCGACAAAUGGCGUCCAUUCUCCGUACCUGGCAGGAUCGUUCGAUGGCGGAUACGCGGCUCCGUCGCUUCCGGCACGCGCAUACCACGGUGCACCCUCGUUGCCACCUGCGGCAGCGCAUCGGCCUCCUUCGCGCUCCAACUCGUCAUCCACAUUCGACUACCCGCAACUCAAGCCCAGCGCUACCAACUCGCCGUACGGCAUGAUGACGGCACCACAACCUCCACCGAUCGCGGCAUCGUCAGCUACGCCGUCGGCCGCCACCACAAGUUCGCGAGAUCGCUCGGUUGCGUCCACGCCAGCAACGCUGACUCCUGGCGUCGGAUCAGCGGCGGGUAACGAUGCUUCGCGUAAACGAGUCAUGGCUCCUAGCUAUGCGGGACAUGUGCAAGCGUCUCGCGUCUACUCGACGCCGAACCGCAACAUCGAUGAGAUCAAGAUCGGUCUCACGGGUCUCAAGAAUCUGGGCAAUUCGUGCUACAUGAAUUCGACGCUUCAGUGCUUGUCGGCGACGAUCCCGUUGGCACGCUUUCUGCUGGAUGGAUCGUACAAGACAGCAAUCAACCGAACGAAUCCUCUAGGUACGCAGGGGCAGCUGGCCACGGCGUUGGCCGGAUUGGUGCAUGUGAUGUGGGGUGAGAAGUACGCGUUUGUUUCGCCGGUGACGUUCCGCGAGGCGAUGGCGAGGUUCGCGCCGUCGUUUAGAGGGUAUGAUCAGCAUGAUUCGCAGGAGUUCUUGGCUAUAUUGCUGGACGGAUUGCAUGAGGAUUUGAAUUACGUCACAACGAGGCCGGCGGCGAUCGAGAUGACACCGGCGCGGGAGAACGAGUUGGAAACGUUACCGCAGCAGAUUGCGAGUAUCAAGGAGUGGGGGAUUUACAGGAUGAGGAAUGACUCGUUGGUGGUGGAUUGGUUUCAGGGACAGUUUAGGAACAAGCUGACGUGUCUCACGUGCGGCAAGACGAGUACAACGUACGAGGCGUUUACCUACUUGAGUCUGCCGGUGCCGAGCGGGAGGGGCGUAGGCAAGGUUGCGCUCCAGCAGUGUUUGGAUGCGUUUGUUCGGGAGGAGGUGUUGGAUAAAGGUGAUAUGUGGAACUGUUCGCGAUGUAAGAGACCGCGCAAAGCGACCAAGCGUCUCUCUAUAUCAAGACUUCCAAGGGUGCUGUUAAUUCAUCUCAAGCGGUUUUCGUUCAAAGGCCCGUUUACGGACAAGAUCGAUACAACGGUCACAUUCCCCGUCAACACAGCGUUGGAUCUGACGAAUUACAUGCCGCCUCCAUUGCCGCCCGGUGCUGCCGCUGCUGCAGGCGUAAAGGAGAGCUUAAGUCAACAGCCUCCGUACUUGUACGACCUCUACGCAGCGACGCAUCAUUUCGGUAGCCUCAACACGGGCCAUUAUACCGCAACCGUUAAGAGCGCUAACGACUGGUGGUAUUGCGACGACAGUAGAAUCACCAAGGGCGACACAUCACACUUGGCAGAUAAUAGCGCCUACGUUCUCUGGUUCAGGCGCAAAUGA